Messenger RNA from Camponotus floridanus (Florida carpenter ant), 2347 nucleotides. RefSeq names its product protein yellow (gene Y-h). The transcript is spliced from 6 exons. The record is from RefSeq and is a predicted model, not a curated record. NCBI's taxonomy places the organism in Eukaryota, Metazoa, Arthropoda, Insecta, Hymenoptera, Formicidae. Gene Ontology annotation, cellular component: extracellular region. Bases 458 to 2347 code for a protein of 629 amino acids.
GCAAGAUUACCGAAGUAACAACUCGUUGUCCUAGUCAAGUGUCUAGCCAAUAAUUAUAUGCUAUAAUUAAUUGUAUCAUAUGAUGUAGUUAUUUAUAUUAAUUUCGACGAUAUAAAUAACUGUCUUAUUUUUUCUCUAAUCGUUUGCCAUUUGUAGUAAAUCCAUAUACGUUAAAAACAAUUAUGUAAUUAAUUACAAGGAUGAUGAGCGCCGGACGUUUUGAUGCGCAAAUUCCCGUGAAUUCUCACAUCAUUUGCGAAUAGAUAGAAGAUAUUCGAUAAGUAUUGACGUUGCUUACGAAAUUCUCGGCGUCUAUCGUAGGAGGAAGUAAGUGCGAAAGCGGAAAGUGUUCCUAAUUUCCUGUGGAAAGUGGCAUUUACAUGCUAAGACUGAAAAGAGCGUCUUGCUUCGCUUGCGGAACGAGUCAUUGGAACGGAGCUACUAUAUCAGGCAUGCUAUGAUGAGAAAGAAGAAAAGUAUUGACGUGGAGAGAAACGGAUGGUCACCAUUUCGACCGUUAUGGAUGCCUCCGAGGAGGAUGAACUAUACCAGCGAUCACUUGUACGCUUCUCCCGAUUAUAAUUCCGGCGAUGAUUCUAGUACGAUCGGGGAUGAUUCUAGUCCGAUGUAUCAACGUGAUGUCCGGAGUCGCAGAAGGCUUCAGCAAUACGAUUUGCCGCGUAGAAAUCAUAUGAAGAGCACGUUACCAUGGUUGUUGUCGAUUUCGCUAUUAAGUGUCCCAAAAUUUGCGGUUCACAUGGGCCCCAGUAUCUUAUCCAGGGAGCUUCAAGCACCUGCCUUGCCGUUAACUCCAUCCAUUUCAACUUUAUCGAAAUUCUCUUCGCAUCCCAUCAAUCAUAGAGGUUCCACGUCAAUUUAUGAUGAACAUGCUGCGAAAUGUGAUUCUUAUGGAAAUUCGGCGGGAAGAGAAACCGCGAGCAAAGGUGAUCUUUACGGAUCGACACCGCAAUUGACGCGGCAUCACGUCUCUACGUCGAAUCUAGGCAGAAGCGAUCUUUCGAGACAUCCUGGAAGUGCCAUCGAUAUAUUUCGCACGGAUCCACACUCGGUCAAUCAAUUGGAUUUUCAUGAUUUCGGCGACGGUUUCGAGCCGGGAUACAUUUCGGAUGAUUACGUCGGCCCAGCUAUGGAACUAAUGUACGCCUGGACCAUGAUUGACAUUGAAUUCGACAGUAUCGAGGCAAGAGAUCUCGCUAUCUUCGAGGGCGACUACAUCGCGGAAAAUAAUUUACCCCUCGGCCUGGAUGUUUGGCGUGAUAAAGUCUUUAUUACUCUGCCAAAGUGGAAGACUGGCAUACCAGUGACUCUGGCUACUGUGCCGAGACAUUCAAAAAAGAGGAAUCCCAAACUGAAACCAUACCCUAGCUGGCAGUGGCAUCGAUCAGAAAACUGCGAGGGCUUAACAUCGGUCUUUCGAGUCCAAGUGGAUGAAUGCGAUCGAUUGUGGGUCCUCGACUCCGGCAAAACGGAGCUCGCCAUAAGGUCCAAGCAAUUGUGCCCGCCUGCCAUAUUCAUCUUCGAUCUGCGCACCGAUAAUCUCAUCAGAAAGUACACUCUACCGGACGAGCAGAUCAAGCAGGACUCCCUGUAUAUCAACAUCGCGGUAGACAUCAGGAACCACGACUGCAGCUCCGCAGUGGCUUACCUGAGCGAUGUAUGGCGAUACGGCAUCGUGGUGUACGACUUCUUCAAGGACACUACUUUCCGAGUCGAGCAUCCCUUCUUCUAUCCCGAUCCCCUGGCGUCCAGGUACGAGCUGCAUGGCAUAAAGUUCCUGUGGACCGACGGGAUAUUCGGGAUCGCGCUCAGUCCCGUGGACAUUCGCGACGACAGGACGUUGUUCUUCCACCCGAUGUCCAGUUUCCGGGAGUUCGCCGUGUCCACGUCGAUCUUCAGGGACAAGAGGACCGCGGAUCGAAACGCGGAGGAGUUCGUGCCUGUUGGUCGACCUAGAGCCAAGGACUACGGUCACUCCUCGGGAUCCGCGAUCGAUCGGAAUGGGGUCAUGUUCUUCAAUAUGGUAACGAGAGACUCGGUGUGGUGCUGGGACACCAGAAAGGAGUACAUACCGCAGAACUUGGGCGUGAUUGGUACCAGCAACGUGUCCCUGAUAUUCCCGAACGACAUCAAAGUGGAUCACGAGCCGGAACAAAGUGUGUGGCUGAUCUCGAAUCGCUUGCCCAUGUAUCUGUACGGUACUUUGAACAGCGGAAAUAUUAAUUACAGAAUAUUUAAAGCGAGCGUCAAGGAGGCUAUCAGGGAUACCGUCUGCGAUCCUAAUUACGUAGUCCCUGAUUCGGAUCCAGGCCUCGAUGAUAAUUGCUAA